Messenger RNA from Akanthomyces muscarius, 4257 nucleotides. RefSeq lists its product as uncharacterized. Gene Ontology annotation, cellular component: Ski complex. The transcript is spliced from 2 exons. The record is from RefSeq and is a predicted model, not a curated record. Lineage: Eukaryota; Fungi; Ascomycota; Sordariomycetes; Hypocreales; Cordycipitaceae. The coding region runs from base 1 to 4257 and encodes 1418 amino acids. Gene Ontology annotation, molecular function: protein binding.
AUGUCAGGUUUUAAAGCAGCCUUGAAGGGCAUCAAUGAUGCCGUCAGAUCUCAUAACUUUGAUGACGCCAUUACAAAGUCCCAAGACUUGCUGAAGAAGGACCCCCAGAGUUACCAGGCAAACAUUUUCUUAGCUUUUGCUUUGGACAAAAAGGGCAGAACAGAAGACGCAGAAAAGGUCUACAAGACAGCGGCAAGCCUGCGCCCCGAAGACGGUCAGGCCUGGCAAGGUCUGGUCAAGCUCUACGAAAAGCUCGGCCCCCAAAAGCUUGGAGAUUACCAGCAUGCCGUCGUCAAUCUAUCUCACAUCUUUCACAGAGCGGACGAUGCGUACAAGUCGCAGGAUGUUGUAGACAAAUUUGUGGAUUUUGCAAGAGUCAGGGGAGAUCGUCUACAGUACGCCGACGCUCUCUGGAUCCGGCUUCCCGAGAGCCCUCUCUAUUCUUUUCUUGAAGGCCGAUUCCCUGCACCAGCCAAGACCUACGAAACCAUUGCCGUGAUUCUCGAGGAUUUCGAAAAGAAGCGCAUAAACACACUCGUCGGAGAACGAAGAACUCGACUCGGUGCGAGACUGAACGAGGUUACUCUAGAGGUGAAGCGUGAAGUCUAUGCGCAAAGUAGAUUGGAACAUAUUUACCAGCAGCUCAUCAACUGGACCACCGACGAUGAAUUGAGACGCACAUACGAAGAGAAGCUUAUUCAGUAUUGUCAUGAUCGUCUUCUGGCCCUUCCGGCAGGCGAGCAAAAGAGUGCGGAGCUUGCAAAGGUAAUUGGCCUCGCCAAUGACAUGGUUGUUAUCAAGCAUCCUUUUCGACUCGCGUGGGAUAUCGCCAUCAACUGGCAAGAUCACAAGGAGAUCAAAGACUGGAGCCCCGAAUUGAUACACGGCUACUGCAUUCAUUUCCCUGAAAGCGAUUUGUACAAAGUCAUCACUGCUUUCCUCACCUCGCCCGUAUCGCCAUUUCCAGCUGCUGCGGCUGCACCGAAGCCAUCUGCCGACGAGUUGACCGACGACAGCGACGAUGAUGACGACGGUGGUGUGCCCACUUCGGUCAUCCCUCUCAGUGACGAAGACCGCAUCAUUAUGAUUACAGAAGGUAUUGCUGGCACGGAGUCAUCGUUUGCGUAUCGGCUCGUCGGCGAGUUCUUUCUUCAUUAUGGAGAAUAUGAGAGUACAGUCGAGUACAUGCGAAAAGCGCUACCGUUCAUUACCAAAGAGCAGGCGUUGAGCACGCUUGACUUCACAAAAACGGCGGAUGCCUACUGUCUGUGUCUGGGUACUUCGCUCGUUUACUACCAGUCACCGCGACACCACGCUGAGGCAAAGAGCCUAUUCGAGAAGGUCUUGAGCCACGAUGCCUCGACUACUCGUGCUAUGAUCGGUGUGGGUCUAAUAUACGAGGAGGAGGAAGAAUACGAUCAAGCUAUCGACUUUCUUGAGCGAGCUUUGCAAAAGGAUGCCAAGAACAUCAGGGUCAAAUCAGAAGCCGCGUGGGUCAAAGCACUGAAAGGCGACUACCGGCCUGCCGCUGAUGAGUUGCGCGAAUGUCUCAAGGCUCUGAAUGUCAAAGAACCAAACAAGGAACUCCUUGCAGACGCGCAGUAUCGUCUGGGCUCCUGCCUGUGGAAUCUCGACACAUCUCGCCAGGCCAGAAAGCAGCGCAAAGGAGAGUGCGCUUAUGCAUACUGGCUCGCAGCUUUGAACAAUAACCUCGACCACGCGCCCUGCUACACGAUGUUGGGUAUAUUCUAUAACGAUUAUGUCAAGGACAAAAAGCGUGCUCGUCGCUGUUUCCAAAAGGCUCUGGAGCUAUCUUCCUCGGAAGUGAUAUCUGCUGAGCGGCUCUCACGCUCUUUCGCUGAUGAUGGCGACUGGGAUAGAGUUGAGCUGGUUGCCCAACGUGUUGUGAACUCUGGCAAGGUUAAGCCACCUCCUGGGUCCAAGCGAAAGGGCAUCAGCUGGCCAUUCGCUGCUCUCGGAGUUGCGGAGCUGAACAAGCACGAGUAUCACAAAGCCAUUGUCUCCUUCCAGUCAGCAAUUCGACUCGCGCCAGAGGACUACCACUGCUGGGUUGGCCUCGGUGAGAGCUACCACAAUUCUGGAAGAUACGUCGCAGCUACCAAGGCAAUCAUGAACGCCCGAAAGCUGGAGGAGCAGUCGGACAAGGACAUGUCGGCCGAUGCUUGGUUCACCAAAUUCAUGCUUGGUAAUAUCAAGCGUGAGUUGGGGGAGUAUGACGAAGCCAUUGGACUCUAUCAGUCUGUCAUCAAGACUCAUCCGGGCGAAGAAGGUGUCAUUAUCGCAUUGAUGCAAACUAUGGUGGACAAUGCCCUGAUUAGUGUCGAGAAGGGGCAGUUCGGCAAGGCUAUUGAGUUUGCUACGGAAACAGUCAAAUUCGCGACGACGGCGGAAGAGAAUGUUCUCGCAACUUUCAACUUUUGGAAGACUAUGGGUGAUGCUUGUUCAAUAUUUUCCUCGGUUCAGAGUCGUACCUCCGGAUUUCCGUUGGGUGAUAUCCGAGCGAUUCUUGCCAAAGCUCCCAAAGAAUCGUUCGAAAUCAGCGCCGAUGUUGAUAAAGUCAGCACGGAUAUCGUCUCCGCUGAAGGAAUAUAUCCCGAAGACGAGCAGCCUGGUGUCGAGCUGACAAGAUGCAUUCAAGCUACCAUUUUGUGCCACAAGGUUGCCGUUCAUGCCGUAUCCAAGGAUAUACACGCCCAAGCUGUUGCCAUGUUCAAUCUCGGCUGGGCUGAAUUUAGGGCGCACACGUGCUUACCAGCUCACAUGCGCAAGAAAUCUAGCAACUACCUCAAGGCAGCCGUCAGAUGCUUCAAACGUGCUAUUGAGCUCGAGGCUGGUAAUGCCGAUUUUUGGAAUGCGCUGGGUGUAGUGACGAGCGAAGUCAACGGCUCCGUCUCACAGCAUUCAUUUGUGCGAAGCAUACACAUAGAUGAGCGCAGUCCUGUGGGGUGGACAAAUCUUGGUGCACUCGCCCUCUUGUCUGGCGACUUCAAGGUGGCCAAUGAAGCCUUCACCAGAGCACAGUCCACCGAUCCCGACUAUGCACACGCCUGGCUUGGUCAAGCAUUUGUCGCUCUUCUGUACGGCGACGCCAAAGAAGCGCGCGGUCUCUUUACCCACGCGAUGGACAUCUCUGAAGCAUCGUCACUGUCAGUUCGUCAGCAAUACUCUUCGUCCAUGUUUGAUCAUAUCCUCGUGGGGCCGACGAAUGUUAGCGUUGCUUCCCUCUUGCAACCCGUCUUUGCGCUCAAUCAAGUGCAGAGCAUGCGGCCGCAAGACUUUGCUUUUGGUCACCUUGCCAGCUUGUUUUUGGAGCGUACCCACGACCAUACGCGCGCAGUGGAGAUUCUACAGAAGAUUUGUUCCAGCAUUGAAGCGGACUAUGAGCAGACGGAGUCUCCGCUGAGCCUUGCACGAUUUACACUAGCAAGAAUCGAUCUUGCUCGCGCGUAUCUUGCGUCCAAGUCGUACGAGAAUGCCAUUGAAUGCGGCGAGAUGGCCCUUGGACUAAGCAGUGAUGAGCAAGAUAGCGAACUUACUAGCGAGCAACGCAAAAAGGCGCGACUCUCGGCGCACUUAACGGUCGGUCUUGCUCAAUUUUACGAAAAAGACUUUGAUGAGGCGGAGAAGUGUUUCGAGGCUGCUCUGCAAGAGUCUGACAACAAUCCGGACGCAACCUGCCUAUUGUCUCAAGUUUUAUGGGCUCAAGGUACAGAAGAAUCCAAAGAGAAGGCGCGCUCCUCGCUAUUUGAGGUAAUUGAAGCGCAUCCCGGUCACAUCCAGAGCGUGCUGCUGCUUGGGGUGAUUGGCCUGCUUGACGAGGAUGAGGGCAGCCUGGAAGCUGUCACCGAGGAGCUGCAGGGCCUACGCACAAACGACAAUGUCACUAGCAAGGAGCAGGCGCAAAUCGGUGAGGUGUUGCGUGCCAUUGCCGCGCUCGCCGAGGGCAAGACGGCCGACGAGGCCACGGCGCAGAUGCAGACGGAUAUAAUGCUGCACCCACACCUGCCGCACGGCUGGUCGGCGCUGGCGGCGUCGGCAGGCGACAAGUACGCCGCGCAGGUGUCGCUAAAGGUGGCUCAGAGAGGUAUACCACCUCGCGGGCAGCUGGACGCGAGUGAUUUGGUGGGUUCGUACGCAGGGACCGGCGCGGUUGGCGACUCGCAAAGAGCGGCGUUCCUCGCGCCAUGGGAGACGGUGGGGUGGUCGUCGCUGAAGAUGACGACGGAGGGAAUCUAG